UCAACACUCCAAUAUUCGCUCCGUCCAAAUUCGAUCAAAUCUUACUCAUCAAAAAUGAUGAAUCAUCCCGAGAGUAGCGAGAUGUCAUCACAGAGGAACGAGAGAGACACACUGGAGAGGAAGUUUGGUAAAUACAUGGCUGCCACGGAAAGUCUUGGUCUUCCCUCAGCUAACCUACCUUCAACACUGGCCCGCGGGAAGUUGACUAGCGCUAACACUCCCGACUCUGUUAACAGACUUGGGGACAUCGCUCAUCACUGGCACCAGUUUGAUCUCAGAUUUGGGACCAAGAGGCCACUAAACGUCAAAUAUGAUAACUUUCCUCCUGGAUAUAAUGGUAUCCUAAAUAUGGAUUUGAGACGAAGGAGUGCAGAAAUGGCUAUCCAACUGAAUCUCCAUACUAGAGAGUUUCCUAAUAGACAAACAAACAAAAGUGACAGUGCCGAUAAAUCGACACUACAGGAACAUUUAGAUACUAGAGAUGUAGAGAAAAAUAAGCACAAGGCCAAGAAGGGUCGUCGAAAUAAGAAAAAAAAGAUGACCGAUGAAAACACUGAAAAGAACGAAAUCUCCGUUUUCCUUGAGAACCGCGAGACCCUUACCCCCGGACUUUUUGCUAGGGGGAAGCCCGCACCGGCUUUAUAUCGAGAAAACAGACAAUCCGAGAAGAAACCGGAGGUUGUCCACGAUGCCCAGAAAGUCAGAGAAGGAAAUGACACAGGAAAAACUACUGCUACUCCUACUCGUGAUGCCAACGUCAAUCAGCUCCUGGCUGAGAUUGAUAAAAAGAACGAGGAAUACGAAACGUACAGAAAGAAUGACUUCUUCUUUAACCGAUUUAAUAGUGGCAACCUGGAUACGGAAGAUUUAGUCGACCAGAAGGUGGACGUUCUACCGCCAAUUAACGGUAACGCGGUGCCACUAGGAAAGAGGAAAACCAAGAUCAACAGAAUUGUAAGUCAAAUAAAUUGGAACAAAGUUGACAAUACGGAGACUCUCAGAAAGGGAAAUGCAAUACAACUACCGCCAAUCAACACAGCAAAUAUUGAAAAGUCACCUUUGAUUGAUGUGAAUUCCAGAAAGGUGAGAGGACAAUCAAUGGCAGAGAACAUCUUAGCAAACGAAAACGAGUAUUGGAAUAAAGCGAAGACUCAAGUAGACAAUAGCGCGGCCAAGGGACUGCCUCUGCGUCACAGCUCCCAGCCAACACUACCACCCGUAUUUAAUGUCAAACUUCCCCCCAUCACAGGACUCCCUGUCCAAAGGACAAUAGACACGAGGAAACGCAAGGGGAAGCGUGUCGCUUGAGGAAAGAUGCAAACGAAAAGUAUCUAUUAAGGGAUAAUAUGUUAUUGAGGAUAGUAGUC
This is a messenger RNA of Pecten maximus, 1367 nucleotides long. RefSeq lists its product as uncharacterized. The transcript is spliced from 2 exons. The record is from RefSeq and is a predicted model, not a curated record. NCBI's taxonomy places the organism in Eukaryota, Metazoa, Mollusca, Bivalvia, Pectinida, Pectinidae. The coding region runs from base 55 to 1308 and encodes 417 amino acids.